This is a messenger RNA of Saccharomyces cerevisiae S288C, 441 nucleotides long. It is a transcript of the gene SWM2, whose product is annotated as Swm2p. Bases 1 to 441 code for a protein of 146 amino acids. Lineage: Eukaryota; Fungi; Ascomycota; Saccharomycetes; Saccharomycetales; Saccharomycetaceae. Gene Ontology annotation, cellular component: nucleolus. The transcript has a single exon. The record is from RefSeq and is marked reviewed.
AUGAUAGAUUUAUACAAUUACUCUAACUUAGAAGGUUUACUAGACGGAUUAACGGACUUGAAUCGAAUUCCGAAGGAAUACUCCGCAGUAUUGGAGCCAUAUUUUCAGAAUAUAGCAAGAAAUGCACAUUUAAAGUCUAGAGCUCUAAAAAUUUGUCGUUCUAAUUUCCAUAAAUGGAACGAAGAAGGUGCGAAGACAGUCAAUCCGGAAAUUAUAAGAAGAUGCCUUAACCUGUGGUAUGUUUUGAAGGGCAAGGAAUAUAAAAAGUUGAAGGAUCCUCCGCCUGCUGAUAAUAUCAUUAAGGAUGAGAUUGAUGUCUCAUAUGUUAAGAAUUUGAAUGUAGUCAGGUUGGAAUUUGACGAAUUUGGUAAACUCAUAAGUAAUCCAUUAGAGAAUUUGAUCUUGGAAGAGGUCGAAGUGAAUGAUUUCAUACAAGAAUAA